UUUUGGGAGGAAAUGCGCUCGAGCGCAGGAGGAGCCGAGCCUGCUGGACGUGUGCACGGGUGGCGGCACCACCAAUGAUGAUUACAUUAUAUCAAAUAUAAAUAUUAAUACAGAAGAAAAAGAAAAAACUUCCCCUCAUUGAUGUAGCUGUUCUUAUUUUUUUUCCUGUAUGAUGCGAAUGGAACUAAAGAAUUGACACCGAUGUUACCCGGAACCCAUACAACUCAACACCUUGCGGAAGCUAAGCUAAGCUAAGCUAGGCUAACACGGAAUUUGCAUCCUGACCGGUCAACGGACUGAACUUUUGAAAUAAACAUUUUAAUAUAUUUUUCGCAAAUAUAUUUUUUCCCUUCGUGUUGUUUUGUCGCAAAUUGUGAUUAUAAGUAAUAAAAAAACGUCUCCAGCAAACGAAGCUGUGGAGGGGGGAAAAAUAAAGCGGAUAACGUUGACACCGGGCGGACGUCGCGCAUCCUGCCGGCCUGCGGAGAGCCGACCAGUGGGGCUGUAGCGAUGGCCGAAGUCUCCGCCCUCACCCCUUCACCUUCGGCAAUGGCGGAUCAGUCAGUAGCUCCUCUUCCACCUCCAUCCUCUGCUCCGCCAUUCAAUGCAGAGCCACCUAAACCCGUCGCUGUCCCAAAAUCAGCUUUGUAUGGAGACCGAGCCAUCAUGGCUGCCGCUGUGUUACCGGUGCCACCUAAAGACACUUCUGUCCCCGUCCAGUUGGAAACUUCACCACUUUCUGAGAAUCCUCCUCUGGUUACAGCUCCUCCUGUCUGUGACUGUCCUCCUGACCGAGGAAAAGAAGGUCCCCCCACAACCCCCGAGCCUUUGACACAACCGAGCGACUCAGCAGAACCGUCGGGAGGAGAAGCGGAACCUGAACCAGCACAAAAUCCCACCACGCAACUCCAUCCAAUCUCAAACAACACAUCCUCGUCACACACUCCUCCUCCUUCUCCUCUGUCUAUCGUGCCCUUAGGCUCAAAUCCGUUGUCAGACAUGAAACCCGAUCUUCCGUCUCUCAUAGUCGACGAUUCGUCAGCUUCAUUCGUAGUGCCGCCUCCUGCUCAAUCAGGCCCCGCCCUGGACAAUCUGAGCUACCUGGAGUCAGCUAGCAUGAUGUCGGGGACGCUCGAGUCUCUAUCGGGCAUCGGCGAGGACGGAAGCUCGCUCGGGUCGGACUCGGAGCUCAACGGACCUGCCAUGAGGCGCACGGAUAAAUACGGAUUUCUCGGAGGAGCGCAGUUCAGCGAGGGCAAUGCGGCGGAGCUCAGUCUGGAGGUGGCACGGCACCGAGAGAUGAAGUGGCUGGACAUGUUCAAAAACUGGGACAAGUGGGUCUCUCGACGAUUUCCCAAGGUAAAGCUGCGCUGUAGGAAAGGAAUCCCGUCAUCUCUGAGAGCUCGAGCUUGGCAGCUUCUCUCCAACAGCGAGGAGCUUCUGAUGGCAAACGCUGGCAAGUUUGAGGAACUGGAGAGAGAGCCGGGAGAUCCGAAAUGGCUGGAUAUCAUCGAAAAGGACUUACACCGGCAGUUUCCUUUCCAUGAGAUGUUUGCUGCUCGAGGAGGUCACGGUCAGCAGGAUCUGUAUCGUAUACUAAAGGCCUAUACCAUCUAUCGGCCAGAUGAAGGCUACUGUCAAGCUCAGGCUCCUGUGGCUGCAGUGCUGCUGAUGCACAUGCCUGCAGAGCAAGCGUUUUGGUGUCUGGUGCAGAUUUGUGAGAAAUACCUGCCUGGCUACUACAGCGCUGGAUUGGAAGCAAUCCAGCUGGACGGGGAGAUCUUCUUCUCUCUGCUGAAGCGCGUGUGCCCCAUGGCCUACCGCCAUCUGAAGAAGUUUAAGAUCGACCCCAUCCUUUACAUGACCGAGUGGUUCAUGUGCAUCUUUUCUCGCACGUUACCGUGGUCGUGCGUCCUCCGCGUCUGGGACAUGUUCUUCUGCGAAGGGGUGAAGAUCGUGUUUCGUGUGGGUCUGGUCUUACUGAAGCAGAUGCUGGGUUCGGUGGAUAAACUGCGGGAGAUGCAGGGAAUGUACGAGACCAUGGAGCGCCUGAGGAACAUCUCACCAGACAGCAUCAGAGAGGAGCUGCUGGUUCAUGAGGUCACUGUUCUCCCUGUGACAGAGGCUUUGAUUGAGAGAGAGUGCACCAUCCAGGUGAAGAAGUGGCGCGAGUCUCGCGGUGCCCUCACGCACCAGCCGGCCCGCAGGCUUCACGGGACACGUGACAUCCACGAGCAAAAGCGUCGCGCCGCUGCCAUCAGCUCCGGGGGGAGUAUGUCCUUCCUGUCCAGCUCCAUGUCCUCUCCGCCACCCGGCCCCCUGCGCUCCUCUUCCAGCCUCCUCUCUCUUCCCGGCUUCCGCAAAUCCAAAAAUCCGUUUUCUCAAGGGAAAAAAACCUCUUUUUCCGGACCUUUUGCUCCAGAUACGCAGGUGUUUGGAGGUGGGACUCCUAUAAUGAUUACAGGACCACCACGCCCACCCGUUUCUGCGGCUUCGCCCACUGGAGGUGCAGGAGGACACAAGCCUAGUCCUUUAGUGACGAAACCUCCAGCUGCACCAAAAUCUCCAGUGUCAAAUACACCAGACGCUAAAACAGUGCCAAAAUCACAACCGGAACCAGCAUCAACAUCGGGGGCAAAACCAGAACCAACACCGGCGCCGAAACCUGAAGCAGAACCAACACCGGCACCGAAAUCCGGACCAGAACCAAUGUCGGCGCCAAAAUCCGAACCAGAACCAUCAUCUGCUCCAAACUCUGGAUCAGAAUCUGGACCACAACCCGAUUCCCAGCCAACAUCGGCGCCGAAAUCCAGCAAGGAAUCGGCCCAUCCUCCGAUCCCGAACCAACUCCAGCCCCCCAGAGUCGUCUCUGAGCAAGUCACACCCACGAUCCCGUCUCCUACGGCCAACAACAUGCCUCUGCCCCCCUGUGAGGACGAGGGCAAGAAGAAGAAAAAGAGCAAGGAGGAGAAAAAGAGCAAGGAGGAGAAAAAGAAAGAGAAGGAGGAGGAAAAGCAGAAGGCACGUGAGAAAAAGGAGCGCGACAAGGUGGAGAAGGCGAAGAAAGAGCGAGCCGAGAAGGAGAAAAAGAAGGAGAAAGGGGGCAAAAAGAAGGACAAGGCCGAGGCGGCGACGCAGAUGGAGGAGAAAAAGAAGGAGAAAGGGGCAAAAGAAGGACAAGGCCGAGGCGGCGCGCAGAUGGAGGAGAAAAAGAAGGAGAAAGGGGCAAAAGAAGGACAAGGCCGAGGCGGCGCGCAGAUGGAGGAGAAAAAGAAGGAGAAAGGGGCAAAAGAAGGACAAGGCCGAGGCGGCGCGCAGAUGGAGGAGAAAAAGAAGGAGAAAGGGGAGCGCGACAAGGUGGAGAAGGCGAAGAAAGAGCGAGCCGAGAAGGAGAAAAAGAAGGAGAAAGGGGCAAAAGAAGGACAAGGCCGAGGCGGCGCAGAUGGAGGAGAAAAAGAAGGAGAAAGGGGCAAAAGAAGGACAAGGCCGAGGCGGCGCAGAUGGAGGAGAAAAAGAAGGAGAAAGGGGCAAAAGAAGGACAAGGCCGAGGCGGCGCAGAUGGAGGAGAAAAAGAAGGAGAAAGGGGCAAAAGAAGGACAAGGCCGAGGCGGCGCGCAGAUGGAGGAGAAAAAGAAGGAGAAAGGGGCAAAAGAAGGACAAGGCCGAGGCGGCGCAGAUGGAGGAGAAAAAGAAGGAGAAAGGGGCAAAAGAAGGACAAGGCCGAGGCGGCGCAGAUGGAGGAGAAAAAGAAGGAGAAAGGGGCAAAAGAAGGACAAGGCCGAGGCGGCGCGCAGAUGGAGGAGAAAAAGAAGGAGAAAGGGGCAAAAGAAGGACAAGGCCGAGGCGGCGCGCAGAUGGAGGAGAAAAAGAAGGAGAAAGGGGCAAAAGAAGGACAAGGCCGAGGCGGCGCGCAGAUGGAGGAGAAAAAGAAGGAGAAAGGGGCAAAAGAAGGACAAGGCCGAGGCGGCGCAGAUGGAGGAGAAAAAGAAGGAGAAAGGGGCAAAAGAAGGACAAGGCCGAGGCGGCGCGCAGAUGGAGGAGAAAAAGAAGGAGAAAGGGGCAAAAGAAGGACAAGGCCGAGGCGGCGCGCAGAUGGAGGAGAAAAAGAAGGAGAAAGGGGCAAAAGAAGGACAAGGCCGAGGCGGCGCAGAUGGAGGAGAAAAAGAAGGAGAAAGGGGCAAAAGAAGGACAAGGCCGAGGCGGCGCAGAUGGAGGAGAAAAAGAAGGAGAAAGGGGCAAAAGAAGGACAAGGCCGAGGCGGCGCGCAGAUGGAGGAGAAAAAGAAGGAGAAAGGGGCAAAAGAAGGACAAGGCCGAGGCGGCGCAGAUGGAGGAGAAAAAGAAGGAGAAAGGGGCAAAAGAAGGACAAGGCCGAGGCGGCGCAGAUGGAGGAGAAAAAGAAGGAGAAAGGGGCAAAAGAAGGACAAGGCCGAGGCGGCGCAGAUGGAGGAGAAAAAGAAGGAGAAAGGGGCAAAAGAAGGACAAGGCCGAGGCGGCGCGCAGAUGGAGGAGAAAAAGAAGGAGAAAGGGGCAAAAGAAGGACAAGGCCGAGGCGGCGACGCAGAUGGAGGAGAAAAAGAAGGAGAAAGGGGCAAAAGAAGGACAAGGCCGAGGCGGCGCGCAGAUGGAGGAGAAAAAGAAGGAGAAAGGGGCAAAAGAAGGACAAGGCCGAGGCGGCGCGCAGAUGGAGGAGAAAAAGAAGGAGAAAGGGGCAAAAGAAGGACAAGGCCGAGGCGGCGCAGAUGGAGGAGAAAAGAACGCCACAGACACGGAUUUCCUGCGCCGGCGUGUUUUGACGAGACAAGACGAGUCUUUUGGAGGAGGGCGUGAAAGGGACGAAGUGCUCGAGAGUAACAAAAAGGAAGGAAGCAAGAAAAGGAGGGACAAAGGACGGGCUGGCGGGGCGGAGCGUUUGUGA
Molecule: messenger RNA, 4917 nt
Organism: Silurus meridionalis
Lineage: Eukaryota; Metazoa; Chordata; Actinopteri; Siluriformes; Siluridae
Product: zinc finger CCCH domain-containing protein 13-like
Exons: 12
Coding region: 511-4917 (1468 amino acids)
Source: RefSeq, a predicted model, not a curated record